This is a messenger RNA of Lolium rigidum, 1872 nucleotides long. RefSeq names its product MEIOTIC F-BOX protein MOF-like. Gene Ontology annotation, molecular function: protein binding. Lineage: Eukaryota; Viridiplantae; Streptophyta; Magnoliopsida; Poales; Poaceae. The record is from RefSeq and is a predicted model, not a curated record. The transcript is spliced from 3 exons. The coding region runs from base 412 to 1635 and encodes 407 amino acids.
CCAGGUCAACUUGUACGUCCGAUUUGCCUCGCCCUAGAACAGUCCGCUCGCCUUCAUUCCUCAUUCACCAAAGUCCAGAUCCGUAAUUCCAAACCCUAACAAGCGACAUCUCCCCCAAACAGGCCAAACUUGUUACCGCCGCCGCCGCCGCCGCCGCCCCCGCCCCUGGGACCGAACCUGGCUCAGCAUUCCAGCCGGUGCGCUCGUGGACUCCUCCCCUUCAGGACAUCCUCUGCGAUUCCUCGGCCCUGUAGUAUUUCUGAUUUGCUGCGGCGCAUGUCCAUGGACAUCGAGUAUUCCUGGUUCCUAUAAUAUCAUUGCUGCGGCGCAUGCGCAUGGCCAUCGGGGAUUUAGAGGCAGAUAUCAAGAUCACGCGCCUGUAGCGGGAAAGGGGAAUAGCUCCCGGAGCCAAUGGCGAAGCGUGCGCGCGCAGGCAUAACCGCCAGCGACGAUGCUGACGACCGGCUAAGCGCCCUUCCGGACGGCGUCCUCCACACCAUCCUGUCAUUCCUGCCGGCGCGGCAGCUCGUGCAGACGAGCUUGCUGUCGCGGCGGUGGAAAGACCUCUGGUGCUCUACUCCCUGCAUCAACAUCGACGAGCGGGAGUUCGACAUUGGGAGCGGCCGCAACGUCCAAGCCAAGAAAUGGAGCAAGUUCGAGAACUUCAACACAAACCUGCUCCUCUUCCGCAGCAAUGCCGCGUCCGUUGAUAAGUUCUGCUUAUAUGCCCACGAGCAUAACCACCGAGAUGUCGAUAAAUGGAUUCGCCGUGGCAUCAAGUACUGCCCUGCCGAUCUCCAUAUUUCGGUACUGAAUGACGUUGCCUUUAAAUUGCCUUCCCUGGGCUCAUGUUUUGGCACUCUCAGAAGGUUGUAUCUUUCCAAUGUGUCCCUGGACAACUGUUUUGCCGAGCUGCUCUCGUCUGGAUCUUCUCCCCUGGAAAUUCUGGAGCUUAGGAGCUGCUGGAAUUAUUUUUGGGACAUCACAUCGCACACGCUCAAGGACUUGUUCAUUGAUUCGUGUAUCCAUCAUGAUGCACAUCCAUUGGUUAUCACAGCUCCAGGCCUUACAUCUCUGCGUCUGAAUAUCACCAACACAUCGUAUGCAGAUGGUAUAUCUGUCUACCAGACAACUACCCUUGCCAAAGCAACUAUUGGUAUACAAUCUCCUGGAUUCUUCCCUGUGGACAAUCAGCGCAAUCUCCUUCGUAGCUUGUUCAGUGUGACCAAAUUAGAGUUGGGGAGCUUUGAGACAAAGGCGCUGCUCGUUGAUGAAUUUAGUGAAUUCCAAAAAUUCGCUAAUAUGCGAACACUGUUAUUUGGAGAAAUUUUCCUUGAUGAAGGUUGCCUUGAUGUCAAACUGGAACUUCUAGGCAGCUUUAUUCAGAAUGCUCCUUGCCUAGAGAAGCUUACUCUCUAUUGUUCCAUGGUUAAAGAACAUUGUGAGAUGGAAUGGGACAGCAAGAGGAGGAGCAUCAAUCUGCAACGUCAAAAUCAAAAGGCUUUCCAAUGUCCGAAGCUGAAGGUGGUAGAAGUCUUAUACGAAGAUGACCAUCAUCACCGACUCGCCGAAUUUUUGUGGGUUAUUACGGCGAGGCUACCACAUGCCAGCAUCACACUCACCAAGCUUAGAUAAUUUAUUCAUGGUCCUCUUAUCUUUACAAUGCUUCUUUGGAUUAGUGUGCUCGUGAGAUUUUGAUGUCUAGUGCUGUGACAUAGUGGCACCACGAGUUAUGCUGUCAAUUGUCGCUUGCUUCGAAGUGGACAUGUGCACUGAUUUUAUGUAUCAUCGUUUUACUAGAACUUUGUACGUAUCAUAACAUUUUGAUAUCUCUAGCACCGUUAUUCCAUAGUGGUGCAACAAGUUAUGCCA